Danio aesculapii is the source of this 2064-nucleotide messenger RNA. RefSeq lists its product as uncharacterized. The record is from RefSeq and is a predicted model, not a curated record. Bases 148 to 1887 code for a protein of 579 amino acids. NCBI's taxonomy places the organism in Eukaryota, Metazoa, Chordata, Actinopteri, Cypriniformes, Danionidae. The transcript has 14 exons.
GUCGUUUUUUGUUGGUUUUGUUUAACACUUUCUGUCAGAUAAGAGUGUUUUCACUUUAAACACCGUCACGCGAACUUUCACUCAAGCUUGCCGCGCUUUUCUUUUAACGUUAAGUUACCUCAGAAUUUGAAUAAACUCAAACUGAGAAUGAGUGGAAGUGGGGCACAGUCUUUGUUCAUCCUCGAUCUUCCGGACCUGAGGAAUUUAUGUUGUGUAAAUCUGUUCUUCCCAAAUAGUUAUGAUGAAGGAGAGCUGAGAAACAAACAAGUGAAAACCUGCAGGGAGCUUAUUCUCUUGCAUUCAGACAUCAUUGCCUCACCUGUGUUGGGCCAUUAUGGGGGCAUUACUGUUAUAAUGACUACUGCACUUCACAAGACAGGUUUCAUCCAGGCCUUUGCAGAGAAACAUGGUGUACAGUUGUGCCCUCCUCAGAGAGUAUUUCCUGCCAUUCUGCACAACUGUUUGUCUUAUACUGUGACGACUAAACUGGCCCCAAAAUGGAACAAAGCUGGCCAAUAUCUUAUAGCAGGAAAAGAUUUUCUCAGUGACUCCGGAAAACUGAAUGCUGUUGUGCUUGAGAUGAGUGUCACUGAGACUCAACUGUGUGUCAAUGUAGAAGUCAAGACGGUCAGACUUCCUCCAGCCGAAAUCCAGGAUUUUGAUUUUCCUCCUCCUGUGGUGAUAAACUUCCUCCACACUAAAGAAGCUGUGCUGCAUACUGUCAUGCCAAAUAACUGGUGCCACAUUCUGCCCAGUAUGAAGAAAGGCCAGAUCAUCAGCAUCAGUCGCAGGAUUCCAGAGGAAAGCCCGUUCCAGUCUUACUUGGACAUUCAGAAGCACUGGAGCAACAUGUAUGGAUAUCAGCUUCCCUCAGCAGGUGAAGAGGACAUGAUUUACUGCAGUGUGUACUUUAAACCAAUAGGUGACAAGCUGUUCACAUAUCCAUUGUGCUGUAUUCGCACUCAGCCAAUACAGUGUUUUCCCAGAGUCGAUCUGCAGGGGGUGCUGAGAACCUUUAUAUCAGAUCUGCAGGCUGAACUGAAGAGCGUGUGUGGUUUUCCAGUGCAGAUGACCUGUAAGGCUUGCUUUUACAACAGUGAACUGACCAGACCAGUUGCUCAGUACUCUGCGGCCCUGCCUGUAAACGUGACAACAGAAAACAGCAGCAGGGGUGUACUGAACUCACUUCCCAGCAGCAGCCCACGGGACACAACACAACACCACUGCAGUCAGCGUGACUCAACUGAAAAACCCACCGAAAAGAGAAAGAGGCUGAAUUUGGAUUCGUCUCUCCACCAAAAAGACUGGACUUUCUCCAACUUGGCAACCCAAUUCUCUUCCUCGCCCACAAAUGUUCAUUUUACUCAUAUUCAGGCACAGUAUGUACCUCCGAGACCAAAACUUGUGCCAGUCUUCAAAUGCAAACCUGUGAAUGCAACUGAGGUCCAUUCAGCAAACCGGCUAACAGCAGUUGUAAGGCCUUUGUCAUCGACUUGUAUAUCGUCAUCAUCCGAGCCCCAUUGCUCCACCUCGCCAGUCCAUGUUGAUCAGAUCUCAAGGCCUUCAGUCCCUCAGAGAAUGACUUUGCCAUUUUCCAAAAGCAAGCCAGAUGUUAGGAUUCUCCCACCUCUACCUUUUGUACAGACAAUUUCCCAAAUCGUGCCUGAGAUCCCUAGCAAUACAGGGGGAGACAUGAUUCAGUCAAAACCCAAGAGGCUCAAACAAAGCCUGCAGGAUGUGGAGGUUCACGCAAGAAACAAUCAGCUCUCAAAGAUCAACAUCUCAACUCUGCAUGCAUGGUUGAAGAGUCGGGGGAUCAAUGUGCGCUCAAAGGAUAAGAAAGAGGAGCUGGUGUCAAAGGUCAUGAGGAGUCUGAGUGAAAGUUAGGUGCGUUGGGUUGGGUUACUCACCUUAAAAGAACCCUUCCAUACUUGUUCCAUUGAUAAACUGUUCAGUAAGCUGCCAUGAGUUACUUAAUGUUCCUGCACAGCUUUUUCUUUUUUUCAUGCAAGACCUUGUAAGCUAAAAUAUCUUGUUUAAUUGGAUCCAGAGAGGUGCAGAUAA